CCAGCCGGUUUAAAAACAACGCGUAAUACCGGUUAGGCCGGUGAAAAAGUCAUCAGAAUAUAUAGAGGUCAUAAAAGAAAGGGUUUAAGCCAAAAAAAAACGUGGUCGUCUUUCUUUUCUUAAGGGUUUUUGGUUUUAGGCGUUUCGGAGAGAGAGAGAGAGAGAGAGAAAAGAGAGAGAGAUUGAGUUUGCUUGUGGUGUGAGAAGAUCGCCAUCGUGUGGGUAGCGUUUCAGACAAGUAAAAAAAAAGAUAAAAAAAAAAAAGAGUUUCCGUCACUUUCUCGGGAAAACGCAUGUGUUAAGAAGACAAAGGGGGUUUUGGUGUGAGUCCCUCCUUCCUUCCUUCCUUCCUUUGCGUUUCUCUCUUUUUCCUUUUCCGAUCUCGCAAUUGCCGGGUUUAUUCGCCGGAAUAUUCUCCGUAUUUUCUUUUCUUCUAAAAAAUUCAAGAUUAGGGUUCUAAAGGAUAUUCGUUGGUUGGUGUGGUAAGUCAUUUCACAUAACUCUGUGUUAUGCAUUCAGAGAAAUGGUGUCGCAUAAGUGUGUAGAAGAAUUCUCUUUACAGUUCCCUGCCAAUGCUCGAGCCCCCAGAUCAGCUAGGAAGCGCAGCUUCAAGAAGGAGGAGAUAACUGAAAAUGACAAAACGUGUGCUAUUGAUCUAUUGGCCACCGUAGCUGAAAACUUGCUGUCUGAGACCGGAAGCUCUCACAUGUCUAUUGACAAACCGGUUGAAGACCAUUGUCUCGUUAAAGAGGAGUUCCCUGUGGAAGAUAAACCCUUAAAGCCUGCAACUUUACCCGAGUUUAAUCCUUAUCAGGGAUCAUCAAUGAGCCCUUGCGGUUUCAGUUCUGUGAUCAGUGGCAAAGUGGAGAUCGAGGCUGAGGGUUUUAGCCACUCUGGUGGUAUUGAUUCUUGUCAAGCCGGUCAGGAUUUGAAACCGAGUGUAGAUGGCGGUGCUGUAGUUCUGGAUGCGAGACCUAAUGGUGUGGGUAGUUUAGGUGGUAGUAGCAGUAGGACCAAAGUGCCUUCAAUGGGGGCUGGUGUGUCUCUUGGCGCUUUGGAUGAUGUACAUAUGUUUAGUAGAGAUGAUGAUGAAAACUUUUCUGGGUAUAUAUGCCCUCGUGUUACCAAAAAGUCACCUAGGUCUGUGCCGCGCGUUGGAGACAGAAGAAUCAGGAAGAUAUUGGCUUCUAGGCACUGGAAGGGAGGUUCAAGACAUUCAGAAGCAAAAUCAUGGAGGAACUAUUACUUGCAUCAUCAGAGGAGCUAUCCUAUCAAGAAAAGGAAAUACUUUGACCACAUCUCUGACUCAGUGUCUGAUGAUUAUCGUCUGCGCUCUAAGAUGCAAAGAGGCAGCAGAGCUGUUUCUACUAUGAAAGGUCCAGGUGCAUCCUUUGUGUCAAGCGACUCUCAUGUGAGACUGCGGAUCAAGUCAUUCAGGGUGCCAGAGCUUUUCGUAGAGAUUCCAGAAACCGCUACUGUUGGCUCCUUGAAGAGAAUGGUGAUGGAGGCAGUGAGCACUUUAUUGAGUGAUGGACACCGAGUUGGUCUGAUGGUUCAAGGGAAGAAAGUCAGAGACGAUAACAAAACACUUCAUCAAACUGGGAUCUCUCAGGAUAACACCCACUUGGACUCUCUUGAUUUCAGCCUUGAACCUAGCUCAGAAGCUCCUCAUCUCUUAUCUAGCAACCCGUCGGGACAUGUCUGCGAGGAACUAUCCAUGUGCCGUACUUCUGACAUGGACACGUUGUUCAAAACUGAGCCUGAUUUAGCACUGUUCCCAUCAGGCUCGUUUGACAAGGAAACUGCAGCAGAUGAUUCAAAAGCUCUGGUUCAUGCUGCGCUCACCGAACUGUCUCCUCCUCAACCGCCUCGUCAUAAAUCUAAUAAGCAGCAGCAGCAGCAGCAACAGACUGCACAGCGAAGAAUGCGUCGACCUUUCUCUGUUACUGAAGUAGAAGCACUUGUUCAAGCAGUUGAGAAACUCGGUACUGGCAGGUGGAGAGAUGUUAAGCAUAGUGCUUUCGAAGAUGCAGACCACCGCACUUACGUUGAUCUCAAGGACAAGUGGAAAACGCUGGUCCAUACGGCAAAGAUAUCGCCACAGCAGAGGAGAGGAGAGCCAGUGCCGCAGGAACUUCUAAACAGGGUCUUGAACGCUCACGGCUACUGGUCACAGCAACACAUGGAGACACUGGCUCUGCCUAAACCAGAGUCUGUGUUGCUUCUCUAAUCAAAAAUCCGCUCUCUCCCCCCCCCAUUGUGUAUUGUUGUAAGAUUCUGACGACAUAGAUGCACAAAUUUAGUCUUUGACUUGUUCCUUUGCUUUCUCUUUUUCUUUUUAACUUUUCUCAAUGUAAAGUUUUAAUUGGAAUAAGGUUGAUGUUCCUUGACCAAUUUAGGGCUUUAGAGGAUUUUUUCUUUUUCUUUUGUACAUGGUUUGUUGACAUUCUCACUCUUUUAUUUCUCUCUUUAAGACUA
Messenger RNA from Brassica rapa (field mustard), 2478 nucleotides. Its product is annotated as telomere repeat-binding protein 1. NCBI's taxonomy places the organism in Eukaryota, Viridiplantae, Streptophyta, Magnoliopsida, Brassicales, Brassicaceae. The record is from RefSeq and is a predicted model, not a curated record. Gene Ontology annotation, molecular function: protein binding.